This is a messenger RNA of Humulus lupulus (European hop), 634 nucleotides long. RefSeq names its product uridine kinase-like protein 3. Lineage: Eukaryota; Viridiplantae; Streptophyta; Magnoliopsida; Rosales; Cannabaceae. The record is from RefSeq and is a predicted model, not a curated record. Gene Ontology annotation, molecular function: kinase activity; ATP binding. The coding region runs from base 213 to 536 and encodes 107 amino acids. The transcript is spliced from 4 exons. Gene Ontology annotation, cellular component: cytoplasm.
GUGACUUUUAAGCCAGAUUUGGCUAAGUUUAACAUGACACAUUUAGAAGAUGAUGUUGUUGCGCUGAUGAAAAAGAGAGUUUUUGAUAUGACUGGAUGCCUUGGGAAUAAUGUGAAGGUGGAACUUAAUGGAAAACGAGUUCCUGUGCUAUUAAACCAAGCAUUUAAACCAAGCAAUGAGAUGCAUUUGAUAAUGAGAAACUUUUAGCUUCUAUGGAUAAGUUGAGGAAUGGGCAAGCAGUAGAUAUUCCAAACUAUGACUUCAAGAGUUACAAAAACAAUGUCUUCCUGCCUAGAAGGGUAAACCCUUCAGAUGUGAUAAUUUUGGAAGGCAUUCUCAUUUUUCAUGAUCCCCGUGUUCGAGAGUUGAUGAAUAUGAAGAUAUUUGUUGAUACAGAUGGUGAUGUUCGUUUAGCAAGGAGGAUAAGGCGUGACACAGUAGAAAAAAACAGGGAUAUUGGUACAGUUCUUGAUCAGGUUAGCAACUAUUCAUGUAAUUUUGUAAUCAUUCUUAUUGCCAAGAGAUUAUAUCUUUGAAUUUGUGGGCCUCAAUUAAGUUUAAAGUAUCAAUGAAUAUACCUCAGGAGAUGAAACUGCAACUCUGGUGGUAAUUAUGUUUUGUUACUUGUUAGUAA